This is a messenger RNA of Coffea arabica (coffee), 2765 nucleotides long. NCBI's taxonomy places the organism in Eukaryota, Viridiplantae, Streptophyta, Magnoliopsida, Gentianales, Rubiaceae. The record is from RefSeq and is a predicted model, not a curated record.
UUAUGGCUGUAGUGAUCCUAUUUGUUUUCUGCCAAUGGGAACUUCGUGUUUACCAUCUUCUUCCCUGGAUAAGUUGUACUAAAUUUGAUCUGCUGUAAACUGAGAGUUGGUAUUUACGUCUAGCUAAUGUUGGAUAUUGUCGAAGCAAAUAUGUUGACUUGGAAAAAACCAGGCAAGCAGACUUCUACUAUUAAACAAAAGAUGAACAAGAACCGAAAAAGGGGCAAAAAAAAGGGACCUGUUGGCUUGGAAUUAGUUCUUAUAUCUUAUUACGCGACAAUACCCGAGGGGGAUUUUCUUUUGUCCCAUUCAACUAGACAGGACAUAAGUCAAAGAUUAAUAAAAGACUUGGGAUUGAAGCCUUGAAGAUGCAACCAAGACUCCAACAACACUGAUCAAUUCUUCUUCAAUAUCCUCUUAAUUACACAGCACCAUACAUAUUUUAAGGAAUGUGUUGACGCCAAAAUCUGAAGAUCUUGCACUAACAAUUCACCAGUCAACUUAAAGAAGGACUGAUCAAUCAAAGAUGACUGUAGUUUAUGACAACUGGGAAAGGCUGGUCACUGCUGUUCUGCGCAGAGAGGAGCUGUGGCUAAGUGGUCUAAGAACACCGAGUGAUGUAUUUUCACUAUCAUCUGCAUCAGCAUCGCCCUCUUUCAAUUUCAGCUCAAACCCACGCCAGGUUUCAUCUUUAAGUUCUUGGAGCUUAUUAGUUGGGGAGUCAUUUACAUAUCAUCAAAUUCUUAAAGCUACAGAUUUCUUGAGUGACUCAAAUCUCAUCAAGCAUGGCCACUCUGGAAAACUCUUUUAUGGAGUUUUGGAAGGUGGGACACAAGUAGUAGUUAAGAAAGUUGAUCUUUCCUGCGUUGAGAAUGAAUUAUGUUUAAUGUCAGAAUUGGAAAUUUGUGGCAUGUUAUAUCAUUCUAGACUGGUCCCUCUUCUGGGGCACUGCUUGGAGAAUGGACACGAGAAGUUUCUGGUUUACAGAUACACCCCUAACAAGGACCUGGCAAGUUUUAUGCGGUAUGAUAAAAUUAAACAACUACCGUCGUUAGAUUGGACAGUGAGGUUGAAGAUUGCAACUGGAGUUGCAGAGGGUUUAUGCUACCUACAUGACAAAUGUUUUCCACCCCUUGUUCAUAGGGAUAUCCAAGCUAGCAGCAUACUACUUGAUGAUGACUUUGAAGUGCGGCUAGGGAGCCUUACUGCGGUCUGCAUUGAAGAACAAGUCUACAACCAAAGUAGGAUUGCUAGGUUCCUGAGGUUGCCAAAGGGUUCAAAACAAACCACAGGUACAUCUACUACAAGUUGUUCUUAUGAUGUGUAUUGCUUUGGAAAUGUUUUACUUGAGUUAGUCACUGGCAACCUGGGUGUCAGUGCUGCCAAUGGCUCCAGUAUGAAGGAUUGGAUGGAAAACGCCCUAAGCUAUGUUGUUUCAAACGAUAAGAAACUCAUCCUAAACAUUGUAGACAAUUCCUUAAUCAUAGAUGAGCAUCUUUUAAUGGAAGUCUGGGCACUUGCUUUUGUUGCCAAGGCUUGUGUCCAACACAAGCCUUCCAAGCGGCCACAAAUGCCAGAAAUACUUGAGGCUGUAAAACAUAUUAAAUUGACCAGGGUCAGUAAUGGACAUCUUCAACCUGCUAGUUAUCCCAGCAAACUUUUCCCACCUCCUACAAUGACAGCACUUCCUGAGGGAUCUCGAACAAUAGACAGAAUACAAGGAAGCCGAUGCCGGAGAAAACCUGGAGUUUUGAUAUCAGAACAAAAACGACGGCUUUCACAGGCAAUACAAAAUGCCAGAUCCUCAGGCAACAGCACUGCUUCAUGGAACUACGUGUUCAUGCGAACGAAGAGGUUUAUCCACGCAGUGGAAUCUUGGCUAACUGUAUUUUAAGGAUUUUUACAUACUUGGAGCUUAAGGCUGCUACAAGAAAUUUCAAAAUUGACACAUUUUUGGGAGGAGGUGCGUUUGGGAGGGUAUACAAAGGUUUGCUUCAUCAGACGUCCACGUACUGUGGCACUGAAGCAGUAAUUGCUGUUAAAAAAGUUUAUGCUGAGUACAUUCCGCAAUUUCAACGAUGGCCGGUAAUUCCACGAAACUUGUAACCAGCCCAUCUCUGACAGCCUUCGUUUGGUACCAAUUGUUCCUACCUAUUUGUAAUAUGGUUAUCGCUUGCUUAUAGAGGACUUGAGCUCUAUAUUCUUUUCUAUUCCUGCAUGGUGUGUAGAAAUGGCUCAGCUUUCCGUAAAAUGUCUUUGCUAUGAACCCCUUGUCAAGACCAUUAAUGGAACAAGUUGUGGAGGUACUAGAAAACAUUGAAUCUGCCAAUUAAAAGCGAAAAGGGCAGGAGAUGAACUCCACCCGAGGAAGUGGUCUGCAACCAAGGAAUGAAGGAUAUCCAUCCCGUGGUUCCCAUCCACUCCAUAUAAGUGCAUAGCGGCUGGACUAGCUUUCUCAAAGAGCAGCUCCUUAUAUAUAUGUUUUUCCUGUACCCUUAGACUAUAUAUUCCAAUCAUUGUUCUCCAAUCCCGCCUCGUACAAGUAGUUAAGAGCCCAUUUUUCUUGUAGCGAUAGAAAUCCUACAGAACAAAAUUGAUAUUUUGUGCUGAUAUUUUGUCAGUCAGCAAUUUGUUGUAAAAAUCAACCACUCAUGUCCUUAGAAUUCGUAGAAAAGGUACCUUUUUUCUGGAUAUUGAGAAGAUUUUAUUGUAUUUUUUGUCAUUUGUCAAUUUAAGGUUAUAGAGAUCUGAUAUGUUUUCUGACA